Echinops telfairi (small Madagascar hedgehog) is the source of this 2620-nucleotide messenger RNA. RefSeq names its product zinc finger protein 623 (gene ZNF623). Bases 66 to 1472 code for a protein of 468 amino acids. Gene Ontology annotation, biological process: regulation of transcription by RNA polymerase II. The transcript has a single exon. The record is from RefSeq and is a predicted model, not a curated record. Gene Ontology annotation, molecular function: DNA-binding transcription factor activity; RNA polymerase II cis-regulatory region sequence-specific DNA binding. NCBI's taxonomy places the organism in Eukaryota, Metazoa, Chordata, Mammalia, Afrosoricida, Tenrecidae.
CAACUGAUUGUGCUACUUGAAAUACUUCAAAUUCUUGAAUUCACAAGGAUGAAAAGUCACAUCAUAUGAUGUCAGAAAAACUUGCUGCGAUGGAGCCCUCUGCCCUUGAGUCUGGGGAAGUCCCUGGACCUAGAUUAGAGGGGCUGUCAGGAAACCCUGAAGAGCAGAGCCUGAGCCACUCUCCCACUGAAGCAGGUUUCAGGCAAGUGACAGUUACUCACUGGAAAAUCCAAACAGGAGCGACAGAUCAGAUGUUUAAUAAAUCAGAAAUUAGUCCAACUCUGAACUCUAACUUUCUCAUACUUCAGAGAGAACUUACAGAAGGGGAAGCCAGUCAAUGUGAUACGUGUGGCAAAAGCUUCACGUGUCACUCAGACCUAAUUAGGCAUCAACUUUCUCAUACUGGGGAGAAACUUUAUGAAUGUGAUCACUGUGGGAAAAGCUUCCGUCAGAGCUCAUGCCUCACUGAGCAUCAAAGAAUUCACACUGGAGAAAGACUUUACGUAUGCGAGGUGUGUGGGAAAAACUUCCUUCACUGUUCAAAUCUUAUUGAGCACCAGCGGAUACACACAGGGGGGAAGCCAUUUAAAUGUACACAGUGUGGGAAAGCCUUCUGUCACAGCUCAGACCUUCUUCGACACCAGCGCGUGCAUACCCGUGAGAGGCCAUACGAGUGCAGAGAAUGUGGAAAGGGCUUCAGUCAGAGUUCACUACUUAUUCGGCACCAGAGGACCCACACAGGAGAAAGGCCCUAUGAAUGCAGUGAAUGUGGAAAGGCCUUCAUUCGGAGCUCAAGCCUUGUCCGCCAUUACCAGAUCCAUACGGAGGUGAAACAGUAUGAAUGUAAAGAGUGUGGAAAGGCCUUCCGACACCGAUCGGACCUCAUUGAACACCAGAGAAUCCACACUGGGGAGAGACCUUUUGAGUGCAAUGAAUGUGGGAAAGCCUUCAUCCGGAGUUCAAAGCUCAUCCAGCAUCAGAGAAUUCAUACUGGAGAGAGACCGUAUGUUUGUAAUGAAUGUGGAAAACGCUUCAGCCAGACGUCCAAUUUCACUCAGCAUCAGAGAAUUCACACUGGAGAGAAACUCUAUGAAUGCAAUGAAUGUGGGAAAGCGUUUUUUCUGAGUUCAUACCUUAUUAGACACCAGAAAAUUCACACCGGGGAAAGAGUAUAUGAAUGUAAAGAAUGUGGGAAAGCCUUUCUCCAGAAAGCCCACCUUUCUGAACAUCAGAAAAUCCACACUGGGGAGAGACCUUUUGAAUGUAAAGACUGUGGGAAAGCUUUCAUUCAAAGCUCAAAGCUACUUCUACAUCAGAUUAUUCACACUGGUGAGAAACCCUAUGUGUGUAGUCAUUGUGGGAAAGGCUUUAUUCAGAGAUCAAACUUCAUUCAACACCAGAAAAUUCAUUCUGAAGAGAAACUCUAUGAGUAUAGUCAGCAUGAAAAAGAUUUUAAUCCCACUUCAGAUUAAAAAUGUGUUUACCAAGAGGGGCUUGACUUGAGGGAGGUAGCUAUACAUUUCAGUGAGAACUCUUUAUGUCAAGGGGAGCAUACAGAUGACUUAAAAUUAUUCUCCAGCUCAAUGAAUGAUACUUAGAAAUGAGUGUUUUGAAUCAUGAUUCACACCGAUUUUAGGAUCUGGCUGUAUCAGAAUUUUCCAAAGUCACAGGUGAUACUGUUUUUGCAGUGGGCUCCACCUGUACCACUUUGCAGGGCAUUGGACUUCAAAAUUCCUUCAGCCAUGCAUGCUUGUCCUUAAGAGAACCAUUUGAUUUUACAGCUGACUUUCAGAUGGAGCUAUGGGAACAGGUCUAGAGAAAGUCUCUAUUUUGUAAUUAUUGACAUCCUUAAAUCAAUUUUAGGGUGGAAUUAUGUAGCUAAUCUUAUCAUACUUAAAGUGGCUUAGCAAAUUUUACUUUAUCAGAUAGGCAGGUUGGUGAAUACUUUUUUUUUUAAUUGUUUUUUUUUUUUGGGUGAAUACGUUCUUAUUUAAAAGUCACUGGUUCCUUCCCUACUGUCCUUAGGAUGGAGUCCAAGGUCCCAUGCAUGCACCCUAAGGCCUUCUGCUUCCGUGGCCUCAUCUCCCACGUUUAGCUAUCUGCCAGAGUAAUAGUCCGACACACCCACCAACUUCUUUCCUUCCUCCUACCCUUUGUCCACGUUGAAGGGCCUCCCCUUCCCUCUUCCUCAUGUCCAGGGACCUUUUCCCUCAGGCUUAGCUAGGUUUCCUUCUUCUCUGCCUUCAUGUUCAGUGUCCACCUUUGUUACUGGGCUUACUGUGGUUUGUCAGCCACAUGCUUUUGUACCAGUCUCAUGCUGUGUGUUCUUCGAGGACAGUGAUCAAGCCUGGCUCAUGCAUGUGCCCCAGUGCCCAGCACAAGGCAAUUGAAAGAACAAUGUAGCCGCCACCAUAAAAUCUGUAGUUAAAUCCUGUUUGUCAUUUCUAUCCUGCUAGUUUUAAAUUUUCUAAGCGUAUCUCGUUUCUUCUAAUGUGAGUCUGAUCUGUUCUGUUACAAUAUCCUUUAUUCUUAGCCCUGUGGUAGUGUUUGUUUCUCUUUUUUUAAUCGUUUUGUUACGGGCUCAUACAACUCUUAUCACAGUCCAUACACACAUCAAUUG